CAGCCGCAGCCGCCGCCGCUGCACGGUCCGGCUCAACUGAUAUGGAUCCAUCUACCUUGUUGCUGUAUCGGAAUUACAAUCAGCAGCACCAGCAGCAGCAGCAGCAGAUGGGCUAUCCUCACCACAACCAGCACCAGCACCACCAGCAUCAGCAUCAUCAGCAUCAGCAAAAUCAACCGUAUUACUAUCGAUCGAGCGCUUAUCAAAGAAGCUACAGCUAUCCAGAAAUUCCCAAAUACCAGCAACUACCUUUUGAUUUGAUGUAUCAGCAACAACAGCAUGACCUUUCAUCUGCAACAGCUACCACUACCACUACUACGGCCCAUCAUCAUCAUCAUCCUCAUCCUGUCUAUACCCAACACCACCAUCAUGCAUUACAACAAUUUCAUAGCCAGCAUCCUCACCGCCACCAUCAGCAUUCGACAACAACAACAACAACAACAGCAGCAGCAGCAGCAGCAACAGCAACGAGCCCUUUGAAUCACAUGCCUUCAAACGAUCUGGACUACAACGCGCCAUCGUCAUCCACUCCCUCUCUUGUCACAAGUCCCCAUCUUUCAAGUCCAGAACGUGACAACUUCGGAUCACCGCAACCAGAGCAAUGUGAGCAACAGGCGUACGAUACAACAGCGGUAGCAGCUACCAGUAACACCUCGUCUACAACUUCUUCUAUUGUCAGUGCUGAUCACCAUCAGCAUGAAGCUGGAACAACGGCAGCAUUACCACGCCAUACAUCAUUUGCUCGUUGUACUUGAAAUAAUCGCCUUUAUCUCUUCCCAUGUAUAUCAUCAUCAUGUUCAAUUCUCCAUUUUCUUGCGUAUAUUUCUAUUUCUUUUCUCCAGAUGAACGCAGAAGCUUAUGAUGUUGUACUUUUUUCCGUUGUUGUAACUUCAUACACACCCGUUCACUAUGUAAACACUGGCUCCCCUGCUACUAUUACUACUAUUACUACUACCCAUCCCACUCCUGCUCUCACAGCACAAAAAAUGUAUCCAAUUUUCCCCCGUCUUCUGUUGCUACUAUACAUUUUCAUUAUAAGUAUAUAUUUUUCAUGGCACGACAAUGAUAUCAGGAAUAAAUAAAUA
Zychaea mexicana is the source of this 1085-nucleotide messenger RNA. RefSeq lists its product as uncharacterized. The transcript has a single exon. NCBI's taxonomy places the organism in Eukaryota, Fungi, Mucoromycota, Mucoromycetes, Mucorales, Lichtheimiaceae. The record is from RefSeq and is a predicted model, not a curated record. Bases 42 to 755 code for a protein of 237 amino acids.